Molecule: messenger RNA, 8783 nt
Organism: Cuscuta epithymum
Lineage: Eukaryota; Viridiplantae; Streptophyta; Magnoliopsida; Solanales; Convolvulaceae
Source: the annotation of a GenBank genome assembly
CCCAGAUCCCGGCCGGGCCCACCCUACCGUCAUCCUAUCCCACUACCUCUACCUUACCCCAACCCUACCCACUACCCCCACCCUUACCGCCAUCCUACCCCCCACCACCUACCCCUUCCCAUCCUCAGCCCCACCCUGGUCUCGGACCCACCCUACCACCAUCCUAACCCAAUUCCAUACCCUACCUCUACUUUACCCCAAACCCUGCCCACUACCCCACCCUUACCCCUAACCACAACCCUAACCCACCCAAUACCCCCACUCAACCCCCUACCCCUAGACCUUACCACCCCACCCCGACCAUACCCCUUACCCCACCCCCACCCAUAACUUCCCUACCCCGACCCCUACGAGUAGGUAUGGGUGGGUAUGAAGGGUUGUGGGGGAGUAUGGGUAGAGUGUAAGAUCAUGGUAAGGGUAGGGGUCAAGAGUGUGAAAUUGGAGAACUGGGUGAAAAAAUUGAUGAACAUGUUUUCAGAUUUGAAAAUGGAAAACUAAAAAAUAGAAACAGAAAAUUAGAGAUAAAAAAACUGAAAAAUAAAAACAGAAAAUUGGAGAACGAAAAACAGAAGUAGAAAACAGGAAAAUAUCUCUGUUAGUAAACAGGCCCUAAAAGUUCUAAUACAUAUUUCCAUAGGAGAUAACAUCGUCUUAAAAAAAGACAACCUCCAAUUCUAGUUCACUUACGGAAAGUUUGGUGAAUUCAAGUACUCCUUUAUCCUCCAUGCUCCCAAAUCUUCACCAACAUCCCACAUUUUACUUGUCGUCCAUAUACUUAGUUGCGUGGGAGGGUUAAAUUUAUUUUUAGUUUUUCAUUUUUCAAGAAUUCUAUUAUGUAAAUUUUGGGUGUUUUUUUUAAAAGGUUGAUACGUUUAUCCGUCAGGAUACGGGUAUCUGAAAUUUUAAAAUAAUUACCAAAAAAGUUGGAAACUUUUAAUAAAUUACAGAUACGGCCUGGGAACGUACGGUACAUGUAUCCUAGAGUAUCUGAUAUGGGAACGUUUCCGAUAUGCCGAUACGGUAUUCUAGUGAAGUAUCCAUGCUUCAUAGCUUACAAGGGUUUGUUUUUUACAAUAGGAAUAAAAAAUAUGAAAGGUGACAUUCUGGCCAUAGUUGUCACCUUACAAAAGUGAUACUUCACUUUUGUUCACUUUUUGCUUUAAAAUAGUUUCGUCUUCUCGACUUCUAUCUCCAUCGGAUAAUUUUUUGGGGGAAUUUGACUUUGCACCCCACUUUUUGGGUGGUAUUGGACUUUGCAACCCAUUUUCAAAAAACAUUGACUUUGCACCCCAAUACAUACCAUUUUGUGAAGAAAAAGUUCUAAAUGGGGUGCAAAGUCAAAAGAAUUUUAAGUGUAAUGAGGUGCAAAAUCAAAGUUUUUUCAAAAUGGGGUGCAAAGUCCAAUAUCACCCAAAAAGUGGGGUGCAAAGUCAAAUCCCUCCUUAAUUUUUGUUCUAGAUAUCCACAAGGAGUUUUAUUAUGGUGUUCAUGUUAUGAUAUCCAUUGCUUUGACCUGUUGUUCUUUUUCAUAUUAUGCGUGUGUGCAAGUAAAUAUGUUUAUUUAUUCUUGAAUUUAUAAAUAAAGUCAUUGGAAGUCACGGGGAGUGGGUGCUGGUCGUAAAUGACUGCACCUAUAGUCCUAUACAUACAUAUUUCAUGUUCAUAGUUUAUUUUUGUUCUUCUAUUUCAUGUUCAUGGUUUAUUUUUGUUCUUCUAUUUCAUGUUCAUGGUGUUUUUUUGUUCUUCUAUUCCAUGUUAACGCUGUACAUAUGAAGAAUUAUGGAGAUAAUUGAUUUUGAAAUCCAUGUAGUGCUCUAGCAUUAAAGUAGUCUUGAUAUAUGAUAAUACUGUAAUUCAUAAAAUAUCUUCCAGCUGCUUUUCCAUUUACAUAUUUAGUAGCCUUCUACCUUCUAGGCAUGUACUACUUACCUUGGAAACUUUUUUAACAGAAUAAAGAUCAAUUCGAAUUCACAUAUUGUGAUGGCCUAGAAGAUCUAGUAAGGUGUAAUGAAAUCAUUGCCUAUCAACUGGAUUGCCCAAUUUGUAACCAAGCUAGAUUUUGAAUGUGAUCUUCAGGAUGAUUCUAUCGCUUUUGGAUCUGAUCAAGGUUCUUUUUGAAAUGGAAUGACGAGAUAGAUGGUGUACAAGAAUCCAGGUCCACUGGUCAAGACGGUUAUGACCUGGUACAAUCAGCGUACAAGCUGCAGUCUGUCCAUCUGUCCAUGCAUUCUGGACGCGAUUUUCACUAUGGGUCAUCCGGAAACAAUCUCUCUGUGCUUUAGUACAGGGGUAAGACUGCGUACAUCCGACCCCCCCUACCCCACCGUAGGUGGGAGCCUUUGCGGCACUGGGGUAAUGAUGAUGAUGAUGAGUGAAAGCAUGGACUGGUUUGUGUUUGAAGUGUGUCUGAUUUGUGCACAUGAAUGGUUUUAAUUAGAAGGUUUUGCGGUUGUUCAGGAGAUUUUAUGCAACAUCAAAUGUCGCAUAUGCUAAAUCAAGAGAUAUAUUGGCUACAUGGAGUAACGUAGAUCAGUUAACACAAGAAUCUCACAGCUGGAAUAUUAUGGUUAUCAACUCUCAAUUGAAGGAACUGAUCAAGAAAGGACAUGUUAGAAAUGCUCGUGAGAUGUUUAAUAAAAUGCCACAUAGAGAUGAAGUCUCAUGGACCAACAUGAUUGCUGCUUACGUAAAUGCCUCUGAAUCAUUUGAAGCACUAUCUCUGUUUCAUGAUAUGUGGGCCUAUACUGAUCUUCAUAUGGAUCCUUUCAUACUUAGCCUUGUACUAAAGGCUUGUGGGAUUAGUACAAAUGUUAAGUAUGGAGAACUUGUGCAUGGAUAUUCUGUAAAAAGUGGUCUUGUGAAUUCUAUUUUUGUGGGAAGCUCACUUCUUAAUAUGUAUAUGAAAUUGGGAAAAUUUUGGGAAGGUUGCAAACAGUUCGAUGAGAUGCCUAACAAGAAUGUAGUAUCUUGGACUGCUAUAGUGACUGGACUUGUUCAUAUGGGCUAUAACAAUGAGGCUCUGAUGUAUUUUUCUGAAAUGUGCGAAGAUGGAGUAAAAUACGAUUCAUAUUCUUAUGCCAUUGCAUUAAAGGCAUGUGCUGAUAUGGGGUAUCUGAAUUAUGGGAGGGAGAUUCAUACUCGGAUUGUGAAGGAAGGCUAUGGUGCAGGAUCUUACGUGGCUAAUAGUCUCUCCACAAUGUACAAUAAAUGUGGGAAUGUAAAGUAUGGAUUGUGCCUGUUCGAAAAAAUGAUUUUGAAAGAUGUGGUCUCUUGGACGUCUAUAAUCACAACAUAUGUCCAAAUGGGUCAAGAUGAGCUGGCAAUCCAAGCAUUCUUGCGAAUGAGAGACUCACACACAAGCCCUAACGAGUACACCUAUGCAGCAAUUGUUGCUGCUUGUGCUAAUCUUGCAAGACUUGAUUGGGGCGAACAACUGCAUUCCAAUGCAUUACAUUCAGGUUUUGUGACUUUUCCAUCUGUGGGAAACUCAGUCAUGGCACUGUAUUCAAAAUGUGGGUUGUUAGGUUCAGCUUCCAUGGUGUUUAAUGCAAUGAACAAGAGAGACAUUGUUUCUUGGAGCACUAUUAUUGCAGGGUAUGCUCAAGCUGGACAUGGUGAGGAGGCUUUCAAUCUUCUCUCGUGGAUGAGAAGGGAAGGAACAAAGCCUACAGAGUUUGCCCUUGCUAGUGUAUUGAGUGUAUGCGGAAAUACGACCAGUCUAUAUCAAGGGAAGCAACUGCAUGCUCAUGUCCUUGCCAUUGGUUUAGAUCAGACAGUAUUGAUACACAGUGCUUUGGUAUCUAUGUACUCAAAAUGUGGAAACAUCAAAGAAGCCUCAGAUAUUUUUCAGAUGGCUCAGUGUAAUGAUAUUGUAUCAUGGACGGCUAUGAUUAGUGGAUUGGCUGAACAUGGUAAAAGCAGAGAAGCUAUUGAUUUAUUUGAGAAAUCGUCUGAGGCUGGUUUGGAACCGGAUUCAGUAACCUUUGUUGGAGUUCUCAGUGCUUGCAGCCAUGCUGGAUUGGUUGAUAUUGGGUUUCAUUACUUCAAUUCAAUGAUCAAGGACUAUAAAUUAAGUCACUCUAAAGAACAUUAUGGUUGCAUGAUUGAUCUUCUUUGCCGAGCAGGACGUUUAAGUGAUGCAGAGAAUAUGAUUAAUAGCAUGCCAUUUGAAAAGGAUGAUGUUGUUUGGUCAACUCUCCUCAGGGCUUGCAGGGUGCAUGGUGAUGUUGAAUGUGGAAGACGUGCUGCAAAACAUAUCCUAAAACUGGAUCCUGACUCCGCUGGGGCCCAUAUAACCCUGGCUAAUAUAUAUUCUUCUAAAGGGAAGUGGAGGGAAGCAGCGGAGUUGAGGAAGCUGAUGAGGUCCAAAGGAGUCAUUAAAGAGCCCGGGUGGUCUUGGAUAAAACUGAAGACAAAGAUGUAUGCAUUUGUUGCCGGAGACAAAACACACCCUGAAAGCGAUUAUAUUUAUAACAUUCUAGAGUUCUUGACUUCAGAUACUGAAUUAACUUCCCCUGAAAUUACCUCUCUUAUAGAUGGUGUUUAGUCAAAUCUUGUGACAUGUUGUCAAAUGUAAGUGGUUAAAUUUCUCUCGCAAAAUUUAAUGAACACAAAGGGGGAGACUACCCUUUAUCUGCAGACAGCGUUGCUGUAUUAAGUCUAGCCCUCACAUGCAGCCUACCUAAUAAUGUCUUCUUACAUGUGGCUUUCAAUCUGCUCUCAUUUUUGGGAAGUCUCCCUCAAGUGAAUAUUCCCAGAGUAUGGGGACCAUUUAUUGUCUACUUACAAGAGGCAACAACAGCAGUUAUUUCUGAAUUACUAGUCGAAUCACUUGCUAAAGCUUGCUGAAAACUGAAUUCAAGAACAAAUGGAAAACCACGGAUGCAGAAAGAUAAUGUGUAUGGAAAGGCUGGAGUACGUCCUUACCAUAACAGCAAGGGAAGGUUGCUGCACAAUACUCCCAAUGAGGUAUGUAUACAUCUCCAUACAUAUAUAAAGAGAUGGUGUGGCUAUUCCGCUAUUGUAAGUCAUUUUUUCCGUUUCUCAGUUGGUGUCAGUGUGCAUGUUCUGUUUCUGACUCUGCAUAGUUUUCCCUAUAAAUUUUUUUGGGGUUUGCAAUGAUCUGCUUUCAAUGCUAAUGGACUUGAUUUAACUUUCUCUCAUAGUUGUUCUAUCUUUCUUAAGCUCAGUGGAGUUUUAGAUAAGCUUAGAGAAACAUUUAAGUCCAUACCCUAAUAAUGAUGCUCUAACUUGAAGUGUAAUAAGUGUAUAAGUGGUGGAUAUUUUGGGCGAAGUUUAUCGAGAACAAUCCAAAAACAAAAAAAGGAUGCUGGUCUGUAUUUGCAUUUUUGUACAUACAGGACAGUCAUCGGCAUCAGGAAAACCUCAUAGCAUUGAUUAAGAGAUAUCACUAGAGACAAUCAGUCAGGGAAGCAGGUUCAAGAGCUGCAACAACUCUGAACUGCGAGUCCUCGGACCUUCUUCCUCCUCAAAAACAGCUAACUGUUCACUGCAAAUUCCUCAACCUAAACUCUUUGUACAAAUGCUUGAAUGUUGUAUUUAUUUCUUGAAUGUUGUAUUUAUGCAUUAUUUCUAUAAUGUAAGAUACACCAUACACCUUUUCUAAUUUUGUCUCCAUGUGAGAAAUUUUGUCUGCAGAAAUUCACGAUGAAUUUGGUCACGGUGUUCAUAUUUAAUAUAGUUUGGUGAGUUAUUCAAUUUGCAUGUCUAUCUUGUCAAAGCUGUGGUGGUGACCUUUUGAACGAAAAUGAUCAUAUCGGAUGCUUAUUUAACUCAGUGGAGUGUCAGUUUAGUAGAGAUGAAACAUAGUCCAUCUUGGCAAAGCUGAGGAGCCCUUUAAAAGGCAAUGAUCAUCUUUGAAUGCUAAUGGACAAAGAUCAAAUCUCUCCUCUGACUAUUCUUGGCUUGUAAGACUCGUAGAGUUUCAGAUCAGUGGAGAAGAAACAUAUAGGAGUAUAACGCUAUACUCUGAUGUUCUGAUAACUUUCUAACAUUUUUAUUACAUUUGAUAUUCUUUGUUGAGUGUGAUAUGAGCAAAGAAACAUGAUAUUAUUAUUAUUAUUAUUGUUAUCAUCAUCAUCAUCAUCAUGUAUGUUUUAGGUUCUUUCUAUACCAGAUCUGGUAAGCCAUGCUAUACCUGUUCUCUAAUAGCGUAGGAAGUGACAGAAAAGCAUGCUGAUGUACUACCAUCUGAGGUUGUAAGCCUGUGGAAUAGUCCGCAAAAAAAGGGUCUUUUUUUUGCAACAACAUUGCAUUGGCAAUUUCACUGGGGCUUAGGGUUGGAACAUAUAAUGAUACACUUGGAUUUUGAUCUGUUUGGAAGGAUUUGAUGGCAUCUUUUUGCAUCAGCGAGGUAUUUUGUAAGGACUUGUGCAUAUAGACCUACAAUUCAAUUUCCACUCCAUUUUCUAAUUUAUUCAGUCAAGAGGUCAACCUAAUUACAAGAUCCACAUGGAAGUGUCUAGUCUCUAUGUGUAGUUUAAUCUGUUAGCAGUCCGCACUGAAAAAUUGCAUCUCCAAAAUGUGAUAAAUGUACAUCUAAUCUUACCAUUUGAUCGUGGUAAAGACAGACACUACAGCCUACUUCCCUUGAAGCUUGAAGACAACUUUGAUGUCCAAGAGGGCAGUGAUGAUAUGAACAAAGAAACCUGAUAUUAUUAUUACGUAGUAUUUUAUUAUUAUUAUGUACUAUUACUAUUACUAUUGUGUGUGCUUUAGGCAGUUUCUUAAUUAGCAUUUAUCUUCUUUUAUAAUUAUUCCUCUUCUGCUUUUGACAAAAUCUGAAGUAUCAUUUAUUUCCUUUUAGAAUUAGGACAUUUGCAAUAGCUAUAUAAGGGUCAUCAAUAUUAUUCAAUUAACACUUUGGGAAAAAUUAAUUAAUUGUGUGUCUUGACAAGGUCAGACACCGAUUAAUUCUAGCUCACGCUUUUAUUUUAUUAUUAUUCCUUCUCUAUUUCCUACCAUGCUCAUAUUAGAAUUCAAUGCUCAAGUCCAUCUUGGCAAAGCUGAAGAGCCCUUCAAAUGGAAAUGAUCAGCUUUGAAUGCUAAUGGACUUAUAUCAUAUAUCUCUCCUAACUGUUCUAGGCUCAUUCUUUUCAGUGGAGUGCUGGAGUUUCAUAACAGUGGAGCUGAGACAUAUACUAUUGUAUUUAUUCUGUGAUUGUUUCCUCUGUUAAGUCAAUUAUAAGGUUCACAUAUUUGAUCUUGUUAUAAAUGAUGUAUAAAUUAACAUGGUUUAAGAUUUCUGUAAUGUAAGACUACUAAGACACGUCUUUUGUCUUUAAAAUAAAAUUCAUGAGGAAUAUUACGAUGUUCAUAUGAUGUACUUUCGUAUGUCAGUUUGCUUGUGGAUAUAUGUGUGCAAGUUGUUUUUGUUGUUUACAGUUAACUUUAUAUGGAGUAUAUAAAAUUGUAGGAAGACAUGUGGAAUGGGAGCCGUUCUCAAGCACAAGAAACAGCUGAGAUGGCAACGCUGGGCUGAGAAGGCUUACAAAAAUAUUAAUGAGUGGAAAAGACCUUUUGCAGCGUUUUCUCGCGCUAAGCCCCAAGGGUUCCUUUCUGGAAAAUGUGACGUAGUUGGACAACUGUGUAAAUACUUAAAAUUUGUUUCACAAACUGAACAACAUUAUUUUUUUCUUAUAUAGAUAUAUUUGACGCACAUUAAUAUGCAACACUUAUUACAUGUUUAUGAAAGUUUAAUUUUGUUUAGUGGUUUCAGUGCCAUUCGGAAAUGUGCUCGUGUUCAACUCAUCAAGAUCAGGGAAAAGAUUGCUACGUUUUUGCCCAAAGGUGGCGCUGCUAGGCGAUGGAUAUAUCGCAUCAAAGAGUCUCAGACGCAGUCUAAACCAUUGGCCAACAAAUUGAAUAUCGGAACAAAAUUUUGGAGAAGUGUAGCAUCUAAACCACUGGCCAACAAAUUUAUGGUCACAAAGUCCAACACAUUUAAUUUUGGAAAUCGUGUACUUGAGUUCGUUUGUAAUUACGAAGGAGAGUGAAAGGGCCCAAAUAAGAGCAUUUGAUUUGGGGCAACUCUAUUCAAGUCCAAUUGUUUUUACUCUGUACAGUCUCAAGUAAAACUAAUACAGAGUAAAUAUUUAAAUUAGUAAGUGUACAAACUUGCCCUUUUAGUUUAUAAUUCAUAUUUGGGACAAUAUUAUCUAAUCUAGUGUAUUUUUUUAUAGAGGUGUAUAAAUGAUGGAGGACUAUAGAUUGUCGAUGAUGAUGAGAAAGUUGGAAGGAAAAUCCGAGAGCGAGAUGGUGCCAUGUGUUAUAGAUAACACCAAUUUUGAAGUAUUUGCUAUUUAUCGAAGUAUUAAUCCUUUGAAAUUGUCUUGUCGCAAUUUUUUAUUGCUCGAUUCACUUGUUGAGGGCCUUGAGGCCACAGUUAGUACUGGUCACUGUUGUUGUAGUGUCACCGAGUGGGCUAGCCUCUGGUGGCAAGGUAACUAGAGCCAUCAGGGGUCACUGUAGUGGUGCUUGGUGAGUCACGGGUUACUGGUAUUUCGAAAUCACUGGAUUCAGGUUGGGAUCACAAGCACUUGGUCACUACAGGUGAUUAUAGAUUUAGACUAAAAAAGUUUGUAGUCACUUUUUUUUGUUCUUUUUUUUUUUUAAAAAAACCUCUCCUUUUCUCAAAUAGAAUGUUUUUAAUUGAACUAGUUUCAGUCUAGAUAAAAUCAGAUAGGGUUGAGUUUUGGAAUUAACAGUCGGUGGAACCGAACCGUUAUAAUAUGGUUUGGUUCUUAUAAAUGAGUUUAGUUACU